Colletotrichum scovillei is the source of this 1539-nucleotide messenger RNA. RefSeq lists its product as uncharacterized. Bases 1 to 1539 code for a protein of 512 amino acids. Lineage: Eukaryota; Fungi; Ascomycota; Sordariomycetes; Glomerellales; Glomerellaceae. The record is from RefSeq and is a predicted model, not a curated record. The transcript is spliced from 4 exons.
AUGGCAGAGUGGGCAAAGCAAACAUACAACACCCAGUACGAGAAGUGGGUUCCAUGGCUCGAGGACGUCUACCUGAGAUGGUUCACCAAGGACAACAAGGCCAGCUACGCGACUAAGGAUACCCUCGACAAGAGCAAGGUCACCGGCGUCGAGCAGGUCGACACUCUCCAAGACGGCGUGCACAACCUCGCUGCCGGCCAGGUCGGCCAGGGCGGUCUCCUCCAGCCCGUUGGCGAUAUGGUCUCCAAGGAGGGCGUCAACCGCGCCGAGCGCCAAGGCAAGGAUGACGAGGGCGGCUACGUGCCCACCGCUGUUCCCGGCUCUGGUGCGCUGAACCAGGCGGGCAGCGGUGUGGCUGAGGGCAGCAAGACCGUUGCCGGCAAGACCACUGAGGGCGUCAAGGGCGCUGGCGGCUUCGUCGGUGGCCUGUUUGGCGGCGGUGCUGGCAAGACCAAGCAAGAGCAGAAGAUAUCCUGCGUUCGAUCUGAUAUCAAAGCCAGGAUAUUUCCAAGUGCAGCCGUUCCCAAGCUACAUGUAUUCACUGGCAGCGAUUCCUCAGAGACCCUUGUGGCGCACGACGAGAUAUAUCACGCUUCCGUCGAAGACCUGUUAGGCGACAUAUCUCACCAUCACAAUCACGACUUACGCAGGCAAUCCCUUAUUGACCGAUCAAGUCUAGGUUUGCUAGACAGGCUUCCAAAAGAGAUUCGAGAGAUUGUAUAUCGAGAACUAUGGCGUAUGUCUGGCCUUGGUCAGCACAUCAUCUUGACUGAAGCCGGCUUUGGGCAUUCCAGAUGCUUAUUUGAAAGACUCGAGUCAGGUACCAUUGUCGAAGGAGAUAACGCUUGGGAGUUCAACUGGAUGGGCUCUGAUUCUGAUACCAGAGGAUCAGUAUCGCUCUGGUACAAGCGAGAGAUGUCAGCGUGGUGUGAUCACUGGAAAUGUGAAGAGGCGAGAGAUGAAAAAGAGAUAUGGCGAUAUAUUGCGCGGUGCCGAACAGGUCACAGAGACUCGGUCGGAGCUUCUUCACCGUAUCUACCGAUGAUGCUGACUUGUAAGACGUUAUACGCCGAAUGUUCCUCGUCAAUCUACAGGUCUACCGUAUUCACCAUCACCGAUAUCAACCAGGCACGGAACCUCUUCGGCGUCCGAUGGAAGACGUCCAACAGUCAUCCGCUCCGGCGCAUCAACUUCUCUUUCAGGCGCCAGGCAGACCAAGGGAGCACGUUCGAGCAGUGGGUAGAAUCAUGGAGCGCGAUCUUAAGACUUCUCGACACUCCUCAGCUGAUGACGGUCAAUCUCUGGCUGGACAGUGACAUCUACUACGAACGAUACUGGUUAUCCGUGACCGGCAACGUCCUCCGGCGGGUCCCGGAAGCACUGGCCCACAAAGUCGCCGUCAGCCUCCCGCCAGACGGACACGGCGACCGCAUUGCGGGGGCCGCGUGGCUGACGGGCCUCGACGACACUGGCGUGCGCUCGCUGAGGCGCGAGGGAGGCAAAGUUAUUCAUCCUGAUGUGAGACGGGCGCGGGUUUGA